UUGGUUGGGGUUAUAUCGAAAUCGGUGGUAUCGAUACUUCAUUGUAUGACAUGUUUUUGUGUUUUUUUUUGUGUGACUGAGGACUGAAUAUAAUUAAUAGACGAUUGUUUUCAUUAUUAAUGAACUGUUUUACUUUUGUUUAGCUGUACAUUUUACCUUACAAAUUGAAUUCCGCAUUUUGCGUGGUUGUGUAUGUUUGCGUCAUAAUACUCCAAAACGAUUUUAAUGAGCCUGUUUCGCUUAUCGGUUAGGAAUUCAAGAAAUUAAAACAUUUAUUUAUUAUUUCUUAAGUUUUCUGCAUUUUUAAUUAAAAUAUUUCUGCAAAGUUCUUGUUCUCGAAUUCGAUAAGUGCGUGAUCGAUUAUAUCGAUUUUAUUCUAAACAUCGAAAGUAUUGAUCGUGUGGGAACCAGCGUUAGCCGUCAUUUGGGUAACAUUUUAUGUUUAUCACCAAUAUUUUGUAAGUGUAUUUAAAGAUUGUGAGUGAAUGUUUCUUAAACAGGACGUGGUGAAGAUGGAGAAGAUGAGUGAGGCGCAGAAGGGGGCGUACGCCGAGGCGAUGCAGCAGCACAUGGCGGGGGCGGCGGCCGUGGAGCGGGGGCUUGUCAAGGAAGCGGAGUGCCAGCGCUUGGGGCCGGGCGAGUACCCCACCACGCUGAAAGUGCCGCAGAUCGGCCAGCCGGCCGCCGACCACUACCUCAAGUCCGGCCCCGAGUCCACAUUCGUGAUCCCUGACGACGGCAUGGGGUUCGACGACGGGGUCAGGGUGUUGCGUGCGCUCGGCACGUGUAAACAUGGAGUGAUCAAUGGUGAUAAUUUUGGUGGAAAUUUGUCACAGCAAUACUUAUGGUCGCCCGACUACGCGGGGAGCGCGGCGCGGCCCAGCACGGUGCCCAUCCCCGAGCACCUGUACUCUGACGGCCUGCAGAACGGCGCGCCGGCCGUGCAGAGGAAGCCCGCGCCGCAGCACGGCCCGGCGGCCAGGGGCAAGAGCAACAAGAGCACGUCGCCGAUGGAGAACGGCAACCCCGCCAACAAGAGCUUCGCCUGCACCGUGUGCGGGAAGGGACUGGCGCGCAAGGACAAGCUGGUGAUCCACAUGCGCAUCCACACGGGGGAGAAGCCGUACGUCUGCGAGGUGUGCAGCAAGGCGUUCGCGCGGCGCGACAAGCUGGUGAUACACAUGAACAAGAUGAAGCACCGCACGCCCACCAACAUCGCGCCGCUGGGGAAGCGCGGCAGCAACGCGGAGAAGGCGGCGGCCGGCAAGCGGGCGGAGGGGGAGGAGGAGAAGGAGGGCCCCUCUCGGCCGGUGCCGCAGCCCGUCACGUGGAACUGCGAGCUGUGCGGGAAGAUGUUCCACAGCCGGGAGGACUGGACGGCGCACGCCAAGGGCCACCUGGAGGACAAGAUGAUGGGCAUGGCGGGCGUGCAUCACCAGCACCAGCACCAGGCGGCGGUGUGCGCGCCGCCCGCGCCGGCCUACUUCCACCAGCACGCUCAGCCCUACGCCGCGGAGCGCCACCUCUGCCUGGUGUGUCGCCAGCACUUCUCCAACAAGACUGACUUCAUGUUCCACGUGCGCAGCCACUUCGAGGGCAAGGCGGCCGACCUGGACGUGCUGGCCCGGGGCUGCGUCGACGCCUCGGGCCUCUGCACGUAGGCCCCUGCCCCUGCCCCCUCCUUCGACACAGUUCCUACGCCUUACCUCCGUGCUAGUCACUCGUCUGCUCUGUGACAGAUCUGAUACUGAUUUCUCAAGUCUUCAGUGGCGGCAGAAGCAUGCACAUCCACUGCAGCGUCUUUGCCGGACUCCUAGUGCUUUCCUUUUUUUAUUUUAUAUAUAUAUUUUUUACAGUUUAAUUUUUUUCCUUGCUGCACCAAUUGUCAAGUUUAAAAAUAAUGACAUAGUGUUGUUGCUGUAAUGAGUCUUAUAUUUUACAUACUUAUGAAUUACAUAUAUAAGUUAAAUCUAGUGCAUUAACUUACUGAUUUAUAUGCAUAUUUGAUGCUAACUUACAUGUGUGACCAUCUCAGAUCAUGAAUUAAGAGCAUUUAAUAUUUUCCUAAAUUGAUGCACAUGUUGGAACAGGGUUGCUACAAGUAAAAAUAAUCGUGAAAACCAGGAAAAGUCCAGCAAUACCAGGAAAAUUCUCAGAAAUUACAAUUCAUUAGGGAUGGGAAAACCGAUUCCCAAUUUCAUCGAUACCUACCGAUUCUACUUAAAUAAUCGAGAAUCGGUGAUAAAAGUUGAUCCCGGCAUGUAGCAAAAAAAAAUCAUUUCACAACAUUGCAAAUCUGUCAGAUACAAUUAUUUAACGACUCUUUGAGUGGGGUUAUGACUGACUAGACGCAUAUAUAACAGUCAUAUUUCCCCAAAUAAACAAUAUCUAAAACUUGGGUCGAUGUUAUACACAAGUCAAAGUACAAAAAUUAUCACUGCGUAUUAGUAGGGGCCUGUUCUUUUCGCGAUCGCGAUUAAACGACGAUAAACACGAAAUCACAGUAAAAUACAGUUUUUACGUGAAAUCGCCACAACACGGCGUUUUUCCACAUAAUUUAGUAUUAAAACGCGAAAUCGCAAUGUUAUCACGGGAAAUUUAAAUACUGGGUAAAAGACUUGUCUCGUCACUGGUAAACAACCACCGCAACAUGGCCACCACUGAAAAUUAAUCAUAAAUGCACUAAAGCAAACAAAAGCUUACACACGUUCACGUUAUAAUGUUAAACCCAAAAAUAUACUGUAAAAAUACGCAAAACUACGGCGUUUAUUUUCCUUUCUGGCAUAAUGUUUGGAUAGAUAAGACAAACAGGCGAAGUUUUAAAGUCUACGCACACCGCUCGGGGCACUGACGUCAGCUUGGAACAGCGACACCAAAUACUAAAUACAAAAGCAAGCAGAUGAUUGGGCGAACGGUGUUUGGAACAGCCUUACGUGAGUGGCCAUACCACGUCAGCCGGGGGCGCUGGCAUAUAGUUGGAACAGCGUCGUAGUAUCAAGCAGAUUAUCGGGCGAACCAUGCUACUUCAUCACCCAGCCGUACGGGGCAGCACAAGCAUUUUAAAUCGCGCCAAAAAGCGGAAAAAUGUAAACAAACAUUCAUUUUCGAAUGGUGUGACGAUGAUGAUUAGUUGGUCAGUGUUUUAUAGAUUUUCUUGGGUCGUUACCACAACGCCGAAAUAACAACGAAUGCAUUUGUAUUUCUUAAAUGUAACUUAACGCCGAAAUACCACAAUCAAGUACAACACUUUCAUUUGCAAGUUCUCUAGUUGCUUAAUUUUGUUACUGUUUCAUUUCACAAAUUUUUUUAGUUAAUUUGUACCCUUCUCUGAGUUAGGCAAGUUGUAUGAACGAAAAUAAUUUAUACUGCUCAAGGAAAGCUUAAAUUUUUUUUUAUAGUUUAUUCCGUAUUACAAAACAAAUUUUAGAUUAGUUUGACCCCUUUGACAUAUGAGCCAUUAACUUCUAAUGAUGUAAACAUUUAGUUUGAUAAAUAUGAAUUUAUGAUGUAUGCUACAUCAUAUAUGUAUUGAAAGCUGAAAAAAAAUGUUGCAAAUAGAAUUUGAAUUAUUUAAUAUUAAGUUAACUAGGUGAGUAUCGAGAAUCGAAGGAUUUUUUAAGGAAUCGAUAAUCGGGUAUCGGAAUCGAAAAUUUUGGAAUUGUCCCAUCCCUACAAUUCAUUCAAAAAAAAUUUCUUGGAAUAUUAAAAGGGAAAUGGGAAAUGUCACUCUCACUGAUUAAUAGCUACAGAAAAAAAAGGGGGGAAUAAAAUGUCACGAGUUUUAUAUGGAUUAUUCUUCUUUUAAUGAAAUUGCUGCCUUUUUACUCUAAGACCUUUUCUACAAGCAAAUAUAUUUUCGCAUGUACGUACAGAUUCAGAUGUCUACACUGGAUAGGCUUGGUAAAAUCAGUACCUACCUUUUUUAUUUUUACAAACGCAUGUAUCAUUGUACAGUGGUUUUGAAUUUGCUCUCCAGCCAUUUAUUUUAUGCAUUUAAUGCAUGUAUUGCAUUCAAACACAAACAAGUGCCAAUUGACUAUGGUGUUUUUUGUGUUUGAUUUUAUUGAAGAUAUAAUUUGUACAGAGAAGAAAAUCCACUUGUGUGUUACAAAAUUUUAACUUAUUACAAUGGGAGGAGAUUAAGACUGAUUUAUUUUCAAUCAGAAAAUAUUUAUUUACAAUAUGUGAAGUGUUAGGGUUGACUGUAUGCGUAAACUUAGUGUAUUAAACAAAUUUGUGGAAUGGAAACAAAAAAGUACUCUUGUUUAUAUGCCUUAUAAUAUAAUGGCAUAGGGGAUUAUGACAAAAAUCAAAACAAAAACAAA
Molecule: messenger RNA, 4325 nt
Organism: Bacillus rossius redtenbacheri
Lineage: Eukaryota; Metazoa; Arthropoda; Insecta; Phasmatodea; Bacillidae
Product: oocyte zinc finger protein XlCOF20-like
Exons: 4
Coding region: 486-1661 (391 amino acids)
Biological process (GO): regulation of gene expression
Cellular component (GO): nucleus
Molecular function (GO): zinc ion binding
Source: RefSeq, a predicted model, not a curated record